AUGUCUAUACGAUUGUGUAUACAUCUACACACUGCCAGAGCCUUGUUCCAACAUAAAUAUUGCAUAAACGGAGAUGAUUUUCGAAAUAAAUAUGCAACAGUCUGUGGUGAUGUUGAUAACAAGGGAAAACAGAAAUAUCGUGAAGAGUUUCUUUCGAUUAACAAUGAAGUUUAUUGCAAAAGUCGCGUUACAGUUUGA
Messenger RNA from Clunio marinus, 198 nucleotides. Lineage: Eukaryota; Metazoa; Arthropoda; Insecta; Diptera; Chironomidae. The record is from the annotation of a GenBank genome assembly.